UGGAGGUUUUAUAAAUUGAGAAAACACAUUUUUGAGUGUGUAAAGCUUAAAACCUUUUGGUACUAGUUGCCAUAAAAAUAAAAAAGGUUUAAAACAAUUAAAAGUGAAAUUAAAAAUUGUUAACAAAAAACGGUUUCAAUUAUUGGCCGAGGACAACAACUACAAAAACAUUGUAAGACUGCAACAGAAAAACAACCACUGGGCUGUUUUGGAAUUUUCUUUAUUCUUCUUUGAGCAGGUCUUUCCCUCCAUCUAACCAGACAGACAAACAAACAAACGAACCAAAACCCAUUUAGUGAGUAACGUUGUUGUUGUUAUUAUCAAGUGUUUAUUUGUGUGUGCCUGGUUCUAAAUUGUUGUUUUUUUCUUAAUUACGUUUUAUUCGUGGCUUUUAUUCGGCUUCGUUUUAUUCUUGUUGUUCUUUAUUCAUCAUCAACAACACAACAACUUAAAAUUCAACCAACAUUAUAAUUUAUUAAAAAUUGUUUUUGUGCUGGAAUUUGUAUUUUUUUUCUAUAUAUAUUAAAAUAGUGUUUCGUUAAUAUGGCGUUAAGUCGGUCGGAUUUUGAGCAUGGGAGAGCAGACUCUUAUCGUGUCGCCACGGUUGUACCAACCGAUGACGACAAUCUUACAGCCGAUGGCCAUUACAAGUCAAAACGCAAAAUGCCUUCUAAAGCUGCAAAAAAAGAAAAUUUAGAUGAUCUCAAACAGGAGUUAGAUAUCGAUUUUCAUAAAAUCACUCCUGAAGAGCUGUAUCAGCGCUUUCAGACACAUCCUGAAAAUGGUCUAAGUCAUGCUAAGGCUAAAGAGAAUUUAGAACGAGAUGGUCCUAAUGCUCUUACACCACCCAAACAAACACCCGAAUGGGUAAAAUUCUGUAAAAAUUUGUUUGGUGGUUUCGCCAUGUUAUUGUGGAUUGGUGCUAUUUUAUGUUUUGUUGCCUACUCCAUUCAGGCUAGUACCAGCGAAGAGCCAUCAGAUGAUAAUUUAUAUUUGGGUAUCGUACUUUCUGCUGUAGUUAUAGUGACUGGUAUUUUCUCUUACUAUCAGGAAUCAAAAAGUUCAAAAAUUAUGGAAUCUUUCAAAAACAUGGUUCCUCAAUUCGCCACUGUCAUUCGUGAGGGUGAGAAACUCACUCUACGUGCUGAAGAUUUAGUCUUGGGUGAUGUAGUCGAAGUGAAAUUCGGUGAUCGUAUCCCAGCUGAUAUUCGUAUCAUAGAGGCUCGUAACUUUAAGGUCGAUAACUCAUCGUUGACUGGUGAAUCUGAGCCCCAGUCUCGUGGUCCCGAAUUCACCCAUGAAAAUCCCUUGGAAACAAAGAAUUUGGCUUUCUUCUCUACCAACGCUGUCGAAGGUACUGCCAAGGGUGUUGUCAUCAGUUGUGGUGAUCACACUGUCAUGGGUCGUAUUGCUGGUUUGGCUUCCGGUUUGGAUACUGGUGAGACUCCCAUCGCCAAGGAAAUUCACCAUUUCAUUCAUUUGAUUACCGGUGUGGCCGUAUUCUUGGGUGUGACAUUCUUCGUUAUUGCUUUCAUUUUGGGUUACCAUUGGUUGGAUGCUGUUAUUUUCUUGAUUGGUAUUAUUGUCGCUAACGUACCUGAAGGUCUUUUGGCUACCGUAACUGUGUGCUUGACUUUGACUGCCAAGCGUAUGGCUUCGAAGAAUUGUUUGGUCAAGAAUUUGGAAGCUGUCGAAACUUUGGGCUCCACCUCGACCAUUUGCUCUGAUAAGACCGGUACUUUGACCCAAAAUCGUAUGACUGUCGCUCACAUGUGGUUCGAUAAUCAAAUCAUUGAGGCCGAUACAACAGAAGAUCAGUCGGGUGUCCAAUACGAUAGAACUAGCCCUGGAUUCAAGGCGCUCUCUCGCAUUGCCACUCUCUGCAACCGUGCUGAAUUCAAAGGCGGCCAAGAAGGUGUUCCAAUUUUGAAGAAAGAAGUCAGCGGUGACGCCUCAGAAGCUGCUUUGUUGAAGUGUAUGGAAUUGGCUCUCGGUGAUGUAAUGAACAUUCGUAAACGCAACAAGAAAAUCGCUGAAAUUCCAUUCAACUCCACCAACAAGUAUCAGGUCUCAAUUCACGAAACUGAAGAUCCCUCCGAUCCACGUUACUUGCUCGUCAUGAAGGGUGCCCCCGAACGUAUCUUGGAACGUUGCGCCACCAUUUUCAUCAACGGCAAAGAAAAGGUCUUGGACGAAGAGAUGAAGGAAGCUUUCAACAACGCCUACAUGGAAUUGGGAGGUUUGGGUGAACGUGUCUUGGGUUUCUGUGACUUCAUGUUGCCCUCCGACAAAUACCCCACUGGCUUUAAAUUCAACACUGACGACGUCAACUUCCCCAUCGAUAACUUGCGUUUCGUUGGUCUCAUGUCCAUGAUUGAUCCUCCCCGUGCCGCUGUACCCGAUGCCGUAGCCAAGUGCCGUUCUGCCGGUAUUAAAGUUAUCAUGGUCACUGGUGAUCAUCCCAUCACUGCCAAGGCUAUUGCCAAAUCUGUCGGUAUCAUUUCCGAAGGCAACGAAACCGUCGAAGAUAUUGCCCAACGUUUGAAUAUUCCCGUCUCUGAAGUCAAUCCCCGCGAAGCCAAGGCUGCCGUUGUACAUGGUGCUGAAUUGCGUGACGUGUCCUCCGAUCAAUUGGAUGAAAUCUUACGUUAUCACACUGAAAUCGUAUUCGCUCGUACCUCACCUCAACAGAAAUUGAUCAUUGUUGAAGGUUGUCAACGUAUGGGUGCUAUUGUAGCUGUAACUGGUGAUGGUGUCAACGAUUCACCCGCUUUGAAGAAGGCUGAUAUUGGUGUUGCUAUGGGUAUUGCUGGUUCCGAUGUAUCCAAACAGGCCGCUGACAUGAUCUUGUUGGAUGAUAACUUUGCUUCCAUUGUAACUGGUGUUGAAGAAGGUCGUUUGAUUUUCGAUAACUUGAAAAAAUCUAUUGCUUACACUUUGACCUCUAACAUUCCUGAAAUCUCUCCCUUCUUGGCUUUCAUCUUGUGCGAUAUCCCAUUGCCUUUGGGUACCGUUACCAUUUUGUGUAUUGAUUUGGGUACUGAUAUGGUACCAGCUAUUUCUCUGGCUUAUGAGAAACCAGAAAGUGAUAUUAUGAAACGUCAACCCCGUAAUCCUUACCGUGAUAACUUGGUCAAUCGCAGAUUGAUUUCCAUGGCAUAUGGACAAAUUGGUAUGAUCCAAGCUGCUGCCGGUUUCUUUGUCUACUUCGUUAUUAUGGCUGAAAAUGGUUUCUUACCCUUGAAAUUAUUCGGUAUCCGUAAAAUGUGGGAUUCCAAGGCUGUCAAUGAUUUAACCGAUUCAUAUGGUCAAGAAUGGACUUAUCGCGAUCGUAAAACUUUGGAAUAUACCUGCCACACUGCUUUCUUCAUCUCCAUUGUUGUUGUACAAUGGGCUGAUUUGAUCAUUUGUAAGACACGACGAAACUCCAUUUUCCAACAGGGCAUGAGAAAUUGGGCCUUGAACUUUGGUUUAGUUUUCGAAACUAUUUUGGCUGCAUUCUUGUCAUAUUGUCCCGGUAUGGACAAGGGUCUUCGCAUGUACCCACUCAAACUCGUUUGGUGGUUCCCAGCCAUUCCAUUUGCGUUGGCCAUCUUCACUUAUGAUGAAACCAGACGUUUCUACUUGCGUCGCAAUCCCGGAGGCUGGUUGGAACAAGAAACCUACUAUUAAACAAACAAAUCAACCACCACAACAACAACAUUAUUUUUGUUAUAUGGCUGCUUCAUCCAUUUCUCUUAUCCUCUGCCGCCCCUUUUAACGCGCCACUCCCUCAAAUGAAAUCAAUCAAUAUCAACCAACCAAACAAAAUCACCAUCAAAAUCAAUCACACACAAUUAUAAAUCACCUCAAACUCUAUCACCAACAACAACUACUACCACUACCAAUUUAUCUUCUCACCAAGCUUCUAAAAAGAACAUCUUGUCAACAAAUUUUAAAAAACAGAUGUUUUUUUUUAAAUAAUUAAUUAUAAAGUUAAAACAAACUGAGAAAAUAAUUAAAAAAAAGAAAAAAAAACGAACAACAAAUUCAUAAUUAAAAGAAAAGCAACCAUUAUAAGCAGUAAAGAAUAUUUAACAACAACAAAUUAUUAAAUUUAUUAUUAUUAAUUAAUUAAUUAAUUAAUUAAUUAACGAAUGAAGAGGAGCGCAUUAUUCUUUUAUGCAGCCUUUUGUUAUUUAAAUUUAUCAUUAAUGAAAUGAGAGAAAAACAAAUUUAG
This is a messenger RNA of Lucilia cuprina (Australian sheep blowfly), 4219 nucleotides long. RefSeq names its product sodium/potassium-transporting ATPase subunit alpha (gene Atpalpha). Gene Ontology annotation, biological process: sodium ion export across plasma membrane; intracellular potassium ion homeostasis; proton transmembrane transport. The transcript is spliced from 10 exons. The record is from RefSeq and is a predicted model, not a curated record. Bases 544 to 3672 code for a protein of 1042 amino acids. Lineage: Eukaryota; Metazoa; Arthropoda; Insecta; Diptera; Calliphoridae. Gene Ontology annotation, cellular component: membrane. Gene Ontology annotation, molecular function: ATP hydrolysis activity; ATP binding; P-type sodium:potassium-exchanging transporter activity.